AAAUUGCAGGAAUAAGUAAAUUAUAAGAAAUGCAUGGCAUACACUUGACAACAGUUAGUAAAAUAAUGCAUUUAAAUUGAGAUAUUUAUCGUAUUACAUUUGGCAAUUAUACCUACUUCCUGUAUACCAAACUUGGCCAUUUCCGACUUUCAUCUGCGGUGGAGAAAUGGAAAGAAUAGAUCUGCCCGCAGUGGGCCCCACAGACCUCCCUAUAUCCCUGCUGGAGAUGGGUUGCUCUGGCAGGUUUGAGCUCAUCACACAUCCACAUCCCAAUGACCAGCCCCUGCCUCCACAAAGUUCGCUCCCUCAUGGACUCCCUCCCACUAGUGUGAGCCUGGAGACAGAGGUAGAGAAGCGCUUUCUACUCGACCCUGCCUGGCUUCCCAUUCACGAUACCGACGCUGCCUUCCAUAGUUUUCUGAAGCUGGCUGAGAGAGAUGUUCAUAAAGACUCUCUUCUCCAUUGUGCUCUGUCUCCUCUGCACUCUGGCAUCUCAGUAGUCAGAGAUCCAACAACAGGAAUGUUGUUGGACUUCACUGAGGUGUUACUGGGGGACACAGGCAUCUCUGCUAAGAAUUCUAUGUCCCUGCAACGUCCACCAAACCCUAAUCCCUCUGAGAGCCUACGAGGAAGCAACACCAACUACCCGUUUUUGCCCGGUGGUAUGGAGGAGCUGACACUGGAACAAAUCAAGAAGAAAUCCGAGCUGGAGGAGGACAUAGACUUUGAGAAAGAGUUACUCACAGUGCCCCCUGGACUGAAAGUUGGGAUGGACUUCAGUGACAAAGAUGCCAAAACCACAAAGGGAGAAAUCAAUCUCCUGUCCCUCCUGUCCACCUUUGAUGACAUCAUAGACUCCCAGCCUGAGGCAGAGGAGAAGGGCCACGGAAGUGGAAAUGCACCCAAACUGCCUAGAACCAACAGCCUGGAAGACCUGGGGAUCAAGGACUCUCCCUCUACACCUGGGACCACCUCUACAGAGAAGAAAGAUGGAGGAACGACCAAACCAGCAGGGGACCAGGAGGAGAAGAAGAGAUGGGCAAUCCCAAUAAACAUCACCUCCCCCUGCGGUGACUUCUACAAACGUAUCCCUAACCCUGCGUUCAAGUAUCCCUUUGAGUUGGAUGUGUUCCAGAAGCAGGCAGUAUUGAGGCUGGAGGCCCAUGAGUCUGUGUUCGUGGCAGCUCACACAUCAGCAGGCAAAACCGUGGUGGCAGAAUACGCCAUAGCACUCUCACAGAAGCACAUGACCAGGACCAUCUACACCUCCCCCAUCAAGGCGCUGUCCAAUCAGAAGUUCCGGGACUUCAAGACCACCUUUGGGGACGUGGGGCUGCUGACCGGGGACGUCCAGCUGAGUCCUGAAGCCUCCUGUCUCAUCAUGACCACUGAGAUAUUGAGGUCCAUGCUCUAUAACGGUUCGGAGGUCAUCAGAGAUUUAGAGUGGGUGAUCUUUGACGAGGUUCACUACAUCAAUGAUGCUGAGAGAGGAGUGGUGUGGGAGGAGGUUCUGAUCAUGUUACCUGACCACGUCAGCAUUAUUCUUCUGAGUGCCACUGUCCCCAACGCUGUGGAGUUCAGUGAGUGGAUCGGGCGCAUUAAAAAGAAGCACAUCUAUGUGAUCAGCACAGCGAAGAGACCUGUGCCUCUGGAGCACUACCUGUACACAGGCAACAGCACCAAGACCCAAAAGGAGAUGUUCCUACUGCUGGACCCUACGGGCAACUUCCAAACCAAAGGGUACUACGCUGCUAUAGAUGCCAAAAAGGAACGCACCAGUAAACACACACAGUCUUUUGGGACGAAAAAUCCAUCUCAGAACACUACACCUAGUCAGGACCGGGCAGUGUGGCUUUCCCUCCUCCACUUCCUGUCCCAGCGCCAGCAGACCCCCGUGGUGGCGUUCACCUUCUCCAGAACGCGCUGCGACGACAACGCCCGCUCUUUAGCCUCCAUGGACCUCACCAGCUCAGUGGAGAAGAGCGAGAUCCACUCCUUUUUCCAGAAGAGCCUGAGACGCCUCAGGGGAGGGGACCGCCAGCUGCCCCAGAUCCUGUUGAUAAGGGACCUACUGAAGAGGGGUAUCGGUGUGCAUCACAGUGGCAUCCUGCCAAUCAUGAAGGAGGUCAUUGAGAUGCUGUUCUCGCGGGGGCUAGUAAAGGUUCUGUUUGCCACUGAGACGUUUGCUAUGGGAGUGAACAUGCCUGCGAGGACAGUGGUGUUUGACAGCAUACGGAAACACGAUGGCACCGGCUUCAGAAACCUUCUGCCUGGUGAGUAUAUCCAGAUGGCUGGUAGAGCGGGUAGGAGAGGUCUGGAUGCCACAGGCACUGUCAUCAUCCUCUGCAAGUCAGGGGUACAUGACAUGGGGGACCUAAAUGUCAUGAUGCUGGGGAAGCCCACAGUGCUGCAGUCCCAGUUCAGGCUGACCUACACCAUGAUCCUCAACCUGCUGCGUGUGGAGGCCCUCCGAGUCACCGACAUGAUGAGGAGGAGCUUCUCUGAGAGCCACAGAGACACACAGGCCCAUGAGCAGCAGAUUGGUCAGUUGAAACAGACUCUGUCCUCUCUCCCUCCUCUGGACACGGAGGGUCAGCUGUCUGACCUACUGCCGUACUACUACACUGUCACUGAGCUACGCCUCACUGCUGAGGCGCUGCAGUGUGCUGUUCUGGGGUCUGUGAAUGGGUUGAAAGCGCUCUCCGUGGGACGAGUGGUAGUGGUCAACAACAAACAGCACUUCAACGCCCUCGGAGUCAUCCUACAGGUUUCCAGUGACUCAGUGAAUCGUACGUUUAUUGCUCUCAUCAUCUGUGAGAAAGGCAAUGAGGAGGGAAACGGGGACAGCCCCAACGGCAGUGCCUUCCCCCACCUCUACAACACUGCCCUCUUUACACCUGAAGGUCCCUGCAGUCACACGGUCCAGAAGCUGAAGCUACAGGACAUCUCAGCCAUCACAGUCAAGACCCUGAAGGUGAUCCCUGACCGAAUCAUCGACAACUACAACAAGAGGCAGCAGCUGCGCUUCAGGCUUGAUCCUCCGGGUCAAGCCAUUUCCACGGCAACCCAGGAACUCCUGCGAUUGGCGGAGGCCAACCCAGGCGGGAUGAUGACCCUUGACCCAGUGAACGACUUCCAGCUGAAGAGUGUGGAUGUGGUGGAGGGCACCAUGAGGCUGCGUGUGCUGCAGGACAGCCUGAAGGACUUCAGCUGCAUCCACUCACCCACCUUCUCAGAACAGUUUCUGCGGGUGCAGGAGAGAAUGAGUGUUCAGGAGGAACUGGACAAACUGCUCUUCCUUAUCUCAGACCAGUCCCUGUCUCUACUGCCAGAGUACCACCAGAGAAUCAAGGUGCUCCAAUCCCUGCAGUACGUGGACAGUAGUGGUGCGGUGCAGCUGAAGGGCAGGGUGGCCAGUCAGAUCAGUAGCCAUGAGCUGCUUCUCACAGAGCUACUGUUUGAGAACGCCCUGAGCCCUCUGGCCCCUGAAGAGAGCGCCGCCCUACUGUCCUGUCUGGUCUUUCAACAGAAGACCCAGGUGGAGCCUCACAUAACCAACACACUGAAGGAGGGUAUUGAGAGAGUGCUGGCGGUGGCCCAGCGUAUUGGGGAGCUGCAGAGGGACUGUGGGAUAACCCAGACAGCGGAAGAAUAUGUGGGCCAGUUCAAGUUUGGCCUGACCGAGGUGGCCUACUGCUGGGCCAGAGGCAUGCCAUUUGCAGAGAUUGCCCAGUUAACAGAUGUCCAGGAGGGUACGGUGGUGCGCUGCGUCCAGAGACUAGACGAGGUGCUGAAGGAGGUGCGCCAGGCCGCCCGCAUCGUGGGAGACUCGGUCCUGGGCAGCAAGAUGGAGAAGGCCUCCCUGGCCAUCCGCAGAGACAUCGUGUUCACUGCCUCGCUCUACACACACUGAGAUAGGGUGGGGAGAGAAGGAGGGAGAGCGAGGGUGUAGAUAGUGUUUGUAUAGUACUGGAGGUGAAAGUGUGCCAGUGGAGCGAGGAAAGAAAGGAGGGAAUGGAGAGUAAGAGAGGGAGAGUCGGUGUGUGUGUUACUGUAUAGGUGAGAGAGUGGGGUGUCUAUCCUGUAUAGGUGAGAGAGUGGGGUGUCUAUCCUGUAUAGGUGAGAGAGUGGGGUGUCUAUCCUGUAUAGGUGAGAGAGUGCCAUGGUGCCUUAGCCAAGUCCCAAGCUCAGUCAGUGUGUGUGCUUAUGGUGAAAGAGAGGGUGAGUGUGUGAGGAAGGGAUCAGUCGGUGUGCUUGUGAUGAAAGUGAGGGUGUGUGUGUGUGAGGCAGUGAGGUGAGUAUGUAUGGACAUACUAUUGUUUACAUGAGUCCUGAUGAGAUUCCUGGACAUGGAAAGGGAAUGCGCUUUAAACAAAUCAGACCAAAGUAGCAAUGAUAGGAAUUAAAUGGUUUGUGAUGUAUUGCACAGUAAUAAAAUCAACUGUAGACUGUU
Molecule: messenger RNA, 4453 nt
Organism: Oncorhynchus masou masou (cherry salmon)
Lineage: Eukaryota; Metazoa; Chordata; Actinopteri; Salmoniformes; Salmonidae
Product: superkiller complex protein 2-like
Exons: 29
Coding region: 167-3913 (1248 amino acids)
Biological process (GO): nuclear-transcribed mRNA catabolic process, 3'-5' exonucleolytic nonsense-mediated decay
Cellular component (GO): Ski complex
Molecular function (GO): RNA binding; RNA helicase activity; ATP binding
Source: RefSeq, a predicted model, not a curated record